AUGAGUGUCAUUCUCUGUACUGCUGGUUACGACCACACCAUCCGCUUCUGGGAGGCUCUCUCAGGCAUCUGUUCCCGCACCAUCCCCCACCCCGACUCCCAAGUGAACCGGCUCUGUAUCAGCCCCGACAAGCGGUACCUUGCUGCGGCCGGGCAUCACACAGUCAAGCUCUACGAUAUCAAGUCGUCCAACCCCGCGGCCGUUCUCACCUUCGAAGGACAUACCAGCAACGUCACCGGCGUCGCCUUCCAUUGCGAAGGAAAAUGGAUGGUGACCAGCUCCGAAGAUGGGACGGUCAAGAUCUGGGAUACGCGAACGGGAAGUGUCCAGCGCAACUACGUCCACGGCGUCGCGGUCAACGACGUCGUCAUCCACCCGAAUCAAGGCGAGCUGAUCGGCUGUGACCGGAAAGGAAGCGUCCGCAUCUGGGACUUAAGUGAGAACAAGUGUACACACCAACUAAUCCCAGCCGACGACACCCCCAUGUCCAGCGUGACCGUUGCUACCGAUGGCACUCUUCUCUGCGCCGGCAACAACAAGGGCUGGGUCUUCGUCUGGCGCAUGCACCAAUCCACCGAAGCCGCCUCCGUCACCCCCAUCUGCCGCUUCCAAGCCCACUCCACCUACAUCACCCGCGUCCUCCUCUCCCCCGACGUCAAACACCUCGCCACCUGUUCCGCCGACCACACCGCCCGCAUCUGGACCGUCAACCCCGAAGCCUUCAAAGACAACGCCCUCCCUACCCCGCCCGCCGUACAGGCCGGCGCUCCUGACCCGCCGCCCGGCGACACCCGGCACGGCGCGACGAACAGCGCGGAGGCGUUUCCGCUGGAGACGACGCUGCACGGGCACCAGCGGUGGGUGUGGGACUGCGCGUUCAGCGCCGAUUCCGCCUAUCUCGUGACGGCGUGCUCAGACCACUACGCACGACUAUGGGAACUCAGCUCGAAUACGAUUAUCCGGCAGUAUAACGGGCAUCACCGGGGGGCGGUGGCGGUGGCGUUGAAUGAUACCGCGGUAGGAUGA
This is a messenger RNA of Eremomyces bilateralis CBS 781.70, 1026 nucleotides long. Its product is annotated as WD-repeat protein-like protein pop3. Lineage: Eukaryota; Fungi; Ascomycota; Dothideomycetes; Eremomycetales; Eremomycetaceae. Gene Ontology annotation, biological process: TOR signaling; regulation of actin cytoskeleton organization. Gene Ontology annotation, molecular function: protein binding. Bases 1 to 1026 code for a protein of 341 amino acids. The record is from RefSeq and is a predicted model, not a curated record. Gene Ontology annotation, cellular component: TORC2 complex; TORC1 complex. The transcript is spliced from 5 exons.